Messenger RNA from Pelagomonas calceolata, 2455 nucleotides. Lineage: Eukaryota; Pelagophyceae; Pelagomonadales; Pelagomonadaceae. The record is from the annotation of a GenBank genome assembly.
AUGGCCGCCGAAAAGCCGCGCGACCCUACCAAGAAGUUCACCUUCUCCGUGCGCACGCGCACGCUCUUCUGGCGGCGCGCCGACGACAAGGACGCGACGCCCGCGCCGCCGCGCCGCGUCACGCUCGGCCAGCUCCCGUUCCUGCCGCAUUCUGCAGAGACGCUGAACGGGCUCUCGCGCCUGGACCGGGCCUGCCUCGCGUUCCUCCGCUUCGUCGUCGCGCGGCGCGUCCUCGCCUGUUGCGCCAUCGCGGGGCUCUAUUCAUUAUUAGCGGGCGCGGGCGUCGCCCUCGGCUGCCUCGACCUCAGCCCGAACUACCAGUACGAGUGGGUCAUCGACGCGAAGCGGAGCACGCGGAACCACGACAUGCGGCGCGCGGCCGUCGCGGCCGUCGACCCGCUCGCGGCCCACGACGCGGUGGAGCCGCGCACGGAUGAGCACUUGCCGACUUGGGUCGAGUACGAGUCGGCGCCCCACGUCUUCACGGCCCCGAACCUGCAGAAGAUUUGUCACAUAGAGGCCCGCUUCUACGGCGAGCCGUCGUACCAAAGGGUCUGCGUGAUGGAUGAGGGCGCGUGCGCGGCGCCGGCGGCGUCCGCACUGACGGCCUUCUACGGCGCGGACCACCUCCAGCGACUGGCGCGGGGCAACGCUUCGUGUCAUUUGUUGGACGAGGCGGCCGUGGCGCAGACGUGGCUUCACAUGGUCGCCGCGGCGAACGCGUCGACGGCGGGCCGCCUCGCACACGGCAUGUUCAUGGCGAAAGGCGCGAUCGAAACGGGCCUCUCGCCGAAGACGCGGUCUUUACUUUACGUCGGGGCGCCCCUGGAAAACUUCGCCUCCACCACGGACCGCACGGCCGAGCAGUACGACGCCUACCAGAAUUAUGUGGAGAAAGUGGAAAAGAAGCUCAUGACGCACUUUGGCGUAUCCGGCAGUAUCGUCCGGUCCGCGUACCUGGAACCGUGGGUCCGCGACGGCCUCGAGUUCAAGGCCUUCUCGUACCUGUUACAACGGUUGGAGUGGUUGCGAUUGCAGGAGAUGGACUCGCUCUGGAUGGCCAUUACCAUUUGUUUUGUCGCCUUGUGGAUCCGGGUGCACACCGGAAGUGCCAAGUUCGCGGCCGCGGCCACAUCUCAAAUUCUAGAUGCCGCGCGGCGAGGAGGAGUUCUUUCCCCGGCAGCACAUGUUCACGGGCUUCGCUAAUAGUAUGGCCCGCGAUUAUGAAGUGGGGGCGUCGUCCGAGUACACGGAGGUCGCCUACACCUUCGGCGUAUCAGGAUUGCGGAGGGAGAACUACGACGAGUACGCGCCGGACUACAAAAGAGGUGAGGCGCGCUGGAGCGGUGGUUUUGAUAUGUUCGCGUUCCGUGAUGAGCUGCAAGGCUUUUGUGAUGCGGUCCGAGCGGCGCCGUGUGAUGAACGCGAGUGCGGCAUGGGGCUGCUCCACGUGCCCGAAUCGACGACUUGUUUCUACGAGGAGUUCGCGGCGUGGAAGGGUUCUUCACUGAUAAACAUGACCGCCAGUGACUUCUAUGAAGACCUGGUUAUCUUCAGGGAGACGACCUACCCGGGCAUGAUGCUCGGCCGCGAUCCCGACGGACGGACCUGGCAGGACCUCAUCGGUUUUGUGGACGGUCAAUUACGGUUUGUGACGGUACCGACGUCGUUGACCAUGAAGGUGAAUGGCGGUAUUGACCUGAGGAGAGAAGUGAUCAACACCGUAUUAGAUUUCGUGGAAGGCCAGAGAGACACCAUCAAAGGCUUGGGCCACCUGACGUAUGACGGCGGCCUCCAGUUCAUGUGGUGCGACACGAUCGAAGCGUUACGAGAAGCGUUAUUCGAGGGCUUCGAGAUCUGUUUUCCGAUUGCAUUUGGCGUGUUAGUAUUAGCGACGCAGAAUCUACUUGUGUCGCUAUAUGCCAUCGUCGGCAUUGCUUUAGUGGUCGCGUCGGUGCUCGGGGCGGCGGAAAGUGUCUAUGGGUGGGACUUGGGGGUCAUCGAAGCAUUGGCCGGGGUGAUGGUCAUCGGUUUUAGCGUGGACUACGCGAUCCAUUUGUGCCACAUGUACGUCGAGGCGGACAAGUCCGGGCACUCGUCGCGGAUGGACCGCUUCAGCUACGCCGUGUCGAAGAUGGGCGGCACGGUCGUCGGCGGCGCGGCCACGACGCUGGGCGCGGCGGCACUCAUGCUGCCCUGCCAGCUCACCUUCUUCUACAAGCUCGGAUUGCUCAUCUUCACGACGAUCUUCUGCUCGCUGGUCUUCUCCUUCGGUUUUGUGAUGCCGCUCCUCGCGGCGGCGGGGCCGUCGGGCGACUGGUGCGGCUUCUCGCUGCCGGGUCAAAAGCGCCACCACGGCGGCCGCGUCGCCGCCGCGCCUCUUCCCGUCAAAGCGGCGCCCCCGUCUCCCCUGGAAGACGACGACACGGAGGCGGCUACGCCGCCGUCGCCGUGA